Molecule: messenger RNA, 3196 nt
Organism: Salpingoeca rosetta
Lineage: Eukaryota; Choanoflagellata; Craspedida; Salpingoecidae
Exons: 8
Coding region: 1-3078 (1025 amino acids)
Cellular component (GO): plasma membrane
Molecular function (GO): GTPase activator activity
Source: RefSeq, a predicted model, not a curated record
AUGGAUCGGGCGCCGUUCAAGCCUACGCCCUCACACCAACACGCGAUGGAAGACUCUUCAUCAAGCGAAGCAGACACGGUUGCCCGCGAGGCUGCGCGAUGUCGUGGAGAGAACCGGGGCUUGCGGGCUCAAUUGCGGGUGCUGCGCAGCCAAUGCAUGGGCUCUGACCACAUGUCUGCAACCCUGCUGGAACGCUACCAGGAUGCGCGCGAGGAGAUACGGCAGCUGAGACAGCAGCUCAAGGCGUGUGAGUCCAAGACGAGCGCCGCCGCAGCUGUGCAGAAGCGCCUCAAAGUGGAUAAGAUGGCCAACCGAGAAGUGCACAGCACCAUCUGCGCCCGCCUCGUCGACGCAGAGAAACAGGUGUCUGAGCUGACGAACGAGCUGCACGACGCCAACGAACUGCAGCGAAAAUUGAGCGCGCAGCUCAUGCAGACGCGCGACAUGCUGGAGCGCGCAGAGAUUGCUAACGACAACCUCACCCGCGUCUACGAACGAAAAUGUGUCGAGUGUAACCAGCUCAAACGCCAGCAGGAAACCGCAAAAGCAUCAGCGAAGGAACAAAAGCAACUUGUUGAGGAGCUGCGGGCGGAGGUGGCGGCGCUUCAGGCGACAAACGCGACCAUGGAGCGCGCAAUGACGAAACUGCACAUCGACAACACCGCACUCAAACAACAACAACAACAACAACAACAACAACAACAACAACAACAACAACAACAACAUGAUGAUGAUGAAGGGAAACAACCUUCGGGCGCUGACGAGUGCGAGGAUCUACGUGCUGCGAUCACGCGCCUGCAGUCCCAGAACAAAACACUGGUCGAAGAAAAGGAAAAGCUGCUGCGGGAAGUUGACGAGACAGUGGAGGCGAUGGAGGCAUCACAGCGACAGAUGAGCCAGCGCUUUGCGCACCUCGAGGCUGACCUUGAGCGGGAGCGUGAGCGGGGGAAGCGGCUGGCGGCGAAUCUUGCUGAGGAGCAGCAGCGGGUGGCCAGGCUGCAGCGAGACACAAGGCAACAUGCUGGCGGCAGGUUCGCUGGCUCAGACCAUGACGACGACGACGAUGAUGAUGAUGAUGGCAACGAUGAUGAUAAUGACGAUGAUAAUGAAGGUCGUGGUGAGCACGGCGGUGGAUGGUGGAGUGGGCGCCAGCCGUCGCCAUCGACCGCAGCAAAGACAUCAGCAGCAGCACGCAGGGCGGCUCGGAUGAAGGGCAGACGGCGAGGCAACGGGCGGUCUCUGGAGCUGGGCCGACUCGUGGAGCACGAGAGUGAAGGCGACGAGGACGCUCGUGCUGGUGACACACGGCACCACCACCAUUACCACCAGCAGCAGCCAUCAUCCGCACACAACGACUCUGAUGACACGCAAGCGGACGCGGUGUCCGUGUCGGAUGCGCCACUGAGCCCUGGGGCGCUGGCGCGAUCUGCGCGUCUGCAGGCGCGGUCGCUGCGGGAAUCACACGGGCGCCCGUCCUCUGCUGGGGAGUCGUCGGUCGAGGACUAUGACCUGCAGGCAGCAGAGGCAGAGCUGCACCGCUUGGAGCAGCUCGUGCACAGCAUGCACACACACGACGCAACGCCGGGCAGUAGUGGUGAUGCUGCUGAUGGCGGUGAUGGUGAUGGUGAUGGUGAUGGUGGCAACGAUGGCGAAUAUGCAGAGGCCGCAGCGUCAGCACAGCACUCACAGCAGCAUCAACACUACCAACAAACUGGGGCGCCACCUCCAUCGGGACUGACAUCGUCGCCAUUGUCCACGUCCGCAGCCGGUGGCGCUGUGGACCCGGCGAGCACCGUGCACAUCGGGUUUGCGCUGGCCAACAGCCGCAGCCGCAGUGGUGACAGCAGACGCGGCGAUGGCAGUCACCGCAACACGGAUACUGCUGGCAUGGCGUUUGGUGACACGCUGUCGCUGUUUGAGCAGAAGUUGGGCGCGUUUCUUGGCACGUCCCCCCACCGCCCCGACACGACGCCAAAGUCACAUUGGACGAACAAGGGCAGCAGCAGCAGCACGCAAGAGCGUGCACAUGUCCAUGCUGGGGAUGACGCAAACUCAAGUGCAGACUCUGGGUUUGCCGGCAGUGGCAGGCGUAUGAGUGACAAGAGAGAACAUCAGGAACGUGCAGGCGCAGCACUUAUUUAUCAACAGAAGCGGCAGCAAAAGCGACAUAGCAGCGGGCAGCGGGAGGUUGGAACGUAUCACACCAGCCACCAGGCUGACACCACAACAUUCAACAACAACAACAACAACAACAACAACAACAACAACAACAACAACAACAAAUACACAACACGCACCACCAGUGCGGCCAGCUCUUCGCGCGCGGAUCGCCGGGAGAAACAGCUGGCGCAGCAGGGCCACCAGACAAUUGCACGCCGCGUGCUUGAUGUUGCGCGCUGGCUGAUGGCGUAUGCGAGGCAGUCCAACAGCUGCAAGGGCAUGUCUCAGUGCAGCUGCAAGCGCCGUGCUGGUGCUGGCCGGUGCAUGGAUGGCGUUGGUGAUGGUGGUGGCUGUCGAAGCGAGGAUGGCUGGGUGUCGUGGCCAGAAACGCUGCUGCGGCGGCGUUGGAGUGACGACGAUGCUGGUGCUGUUGGCGCCCCGCCCUCGCUGGCGCCACGCGACCGCCGCCGCCAGCGCACGGGUGCGCAGGAGCCAGAGGGCGAGACCGAAUGCACGGCAGCACGUGUUGCAUCGCAAGCGGAGACGGCGGCGGCGGCGUCUGUUGCGCGCGAACUUGAGCGGGCGCUGAGCGAAGCGCGGGCAGAGGUGGCGAGCUUGCGUGCAGACCUACGACUGGCGGAGUUUGAGAAGCGGGCGAUGCAGUCGCGCCUGGCACGGUCGCAGCGCCCCGCCAGCACAAGCAACACCACCAGCAGUGGCAGCGGCAACAACAAUAGCAGCAACAGCAGCAGUGGGUCGCCGUCGUGUCGCGGGUGCGAGCGGGUGGUGCCGCGGCUGCGGGCGGCGCUGAGCCGGGUGGCAGAGCAGCUGCUGUCGAUCCAGGAGCGCACACACGCGCUGGAUGCCAACGACCUCCACCUCCUCGAUGCGCUGCUCACCCAGUGCACUGGCCGCUAGCACACUGCGUGUGUAUUGUAUAUUCAGGCGGGCGCGUGUAUGGGUGUAUGCACGUGUGUGUUUGUGUGUCUGUGUCUGUGUGUCUGUGUCUGUGUGUGUCCGUGUGUGUGUCUGUGUC